Messenger RNA from Pyrenophora tritici-repentis Pt-1C-BFP, 2366 nucleotides. Its product is annotated as Tymo-45kd-70kd multi-domain protein. Lineage: Eukaryota; Fungi; Ascomycota; Dothideomycetes; Pleosporales; Pleosporaceae. The record is from RefSeq and is a predicted model, not a curated record.
AUGGCUACCACUAUGCUGCCUGCAGGGGGCAUUGCCCUUGUUGGCGCCCCGGACCGCGACCUCGGACUUAACGACGCCAAACCAACGCCGAUGCAGGCCAUGCAGGUGGACAUAACUCAGGACAUUGUUGAUGCCCUCCUCGAAAGCAUCAAGAGCGAGAAACCGCCCCAGAUCAUCUUUGGGCGGACUCCUCAACUCAAGUACGGCGACAAGACGCACAUGCUGCAGAGCAGCACCGAACUCCAUCGCUAUGAACUAUACAAGUCCAGCGGGACUGGGACCGACGACGAGACACUCGAGUUUGCCGGCUUGAUCAACCACAGUCUGGUGGUACACAAGGCCGAAGAUGUGACGGCGGGCGUUGACUCGGCGCUGGAGCAGCUCAGGAGUAACAUGGCUGCGAUCUCAGAGUUCAAGGAAGCCAACAAGACCAUUGUCGGUGAUGCCACGCCAGGUCGCACUCCAGCCCAUCGCCGCUUCCCUUCGACGGGCUUCAAGGCUUCGCACCUCGCCCCUUCCUCGCCCAUGGGCAAGCGUCCACCUACCUCGCAGCCCACAAACAGCCACGACAACAUUGUCACGGCUCUUCGCGUUCCCAUAAUCCACCUCCUUGCACGUGAACCCGCGACAGAAGCCUCUCUUGCCGCCACCUGCCGCACCUCGCUGGCUGUCAUCAGAGAUGUCUUGCCAAAGAUUGCCAAACGCUCCACCUCGGACGCGGAUAAGUGGCAGCUGACUGACAAGUCUUUCCGUGAAGUGAAUCCUUACAAGUUUCCAUACAAGAGCUCGGAAGAACGUCAACAGGCAAUCGAUGGCGCAGUCAAGUCGUUUGACCGCCAACGACUGUCAAAGGAUGACAAGCUUUGGCAGAUUCUCCUACCACGUGAAGAGCGUGGCCAGGGCAAAUGCUUGUCGCGGUCGACGGUCAAGGCACCCGAGGCGAAGCCCAAGGCAAGCACCCCAAUGCAGAAGAUCUCCGACCUCACCAAGAAGAAGCCGGCCGCCAAGAAGGCCGCCGACAAAGCUAUUGUCGAGAAGAAGCCUAGAGUCGCAAAGGUUGCCGAGGCCAAGCCCAAGUCGAGCAUGAAGGAAAAGUACCUGGCACGUGAGCAGCCGGUUGUGAAAGAGGUGAAGGAGGAGCCCACAAUAGCUGCGGCCCCAGUCACGUCCACCUCUUCAAGCUCAACUGCUCGACCGACCGCACCUUCUCACCGCAACACACCUUCUACCGACGUUUCCAAACCCCGUACCAAUACCACCACUCCACGUGUAAAGCCCAAGAUGUCCGGCCGAGACGCGCAGCGAGAACGACCCGCGAACAGGCCAUUCAAGCCCACGAUGCCCGUCAACACCAAGCCCAAGAACCCCUCACCUCUGUCUGCCUCGCCGCCCGUCAACGCCAGUGACUUUGAAGACUCGCACCCAGUCCACAAAGCUCUCGCCGCUGCUCCGUCGCCUGCCAAGUCCUCUGGCAACUCGGACCGCAUUCUCAAGCGCAAGGCAAAUGACAUUGACAGCGACAUCCACAACCACAGUCUGGCCGUCAAGAAGCCGACCGCCGACCGCGCCACUCCCAACCGCACCCCCUCACACACCAAUGGCAGGCUCAACGGCUCCACGCCCUCCAGCACUAGCUCACUGAAGCGCAAGUCCGACGAUUCGUCUUCCUCCAACACCCCCACCACUGCACCCAAGGUUCGCAAGGUCACCAAGAUUGACACCGGUCUCGCCUCUCGCUACCACCACAACAACCCCCGCGCAUCUCCAGGCGCCUCCUCAUCUUCGACCACGUCUCCAUCCAUGCCGAGUCUGAGCUUCCGACAGACGGUUGAGCUAUCUCAGAAGUUCCAGCGCUACUACAAGAAGUACGAGGAGCUCUACUGGCAGCUGACCGAGGCGGAGAAGCCCCCGACUGAAGCACAGAGGAACGAUCUGCUCAAGAUGCAUAAGAAGCUGGAGGAGAUGAAGAGGGAGAUCAAGGCUGGUGCUGGCAUGCACCACCGAUGAAAGACGGCACUGAGUCGUCGCUCACGACACGGCGCAUAGUGCGCGCAUGAUUAUUCAGUACACAUUGCACAUAUACCCCACGGCCUACGCGACUGAUGAGAAUGGCGGCAAUUUGCAUAUCCAAAAAAAGGAGUUUGUGUUUUCUCUGUCUCGGCGUUCAUACAGGAGGACUUGCAAGGACGGCAUUUAGGGUAUGGUGUUUUGCAUUUGAUCAUUGUUCUCUUCCAAGCUUGCAUGUACCUAUGCGUACGGCUCCCAAUACUAUGAACGCGAUGAAAACAUAAUGCCGGCGGCUACAUAUGCUCUGCAUCCGUACAGUGUGUACGUCUCAUCACUAGAAAUUAGAACCAUUGCCCAAA